Cladocopium goreaui is the source of this 1432-nucleotide messenger RNA. The record is from the annotation of a GenBank genome assembly. Lineage: Eukaryota; Dinophyceae; Suessiales; Symbiodiniaceae.
CAGGUGUGCCAUGCUGCGGGCUAUCAAGUCAGCCUGGUGCAGGCCCCUGCCGAUCACAUGUCGGCCCAUGUCAGCCCAAACGCUUCCGCUUGCAAAGGGCACCUGGCAGGUCAGUUCGUAUGGAAGAUGCUGUAAUUCAAGGGGGAUGAUUGGUCUUGGAUCCUUGCAUGCAUCAGGCUACAGAAGAGUCCAAUUGACUGAGCAGCAGUGGUACGUGCAUCGUGUUGUGAAAUUGACCUUCCAUGGCCUUCCAGGAAACGAUGGUGCAUGGCAGGUGCACCACCGGGAUGGAAAUAAGGCAAACAACCGUUUGGAAAAUCUUGAGUUUGUCAGCAACUCCGUAAACGUGAAGCAUUCUCAUGCCGACCCUUCACGAGGCUGUGGCAGAUCCAAGAUCUCGAAGCCUGUUCUAUGGAGACCUGUUGGCUCAGAAAUUUGGCAACGGUAUGCUUCCGUCACAAGAGCGGCAGAACAGCUUGGCAUGGCAGUGUCCACUAUCUCAAGAUGUUGCACCCAGAGGUCCUCAGCAAAAGGCUUUGAAUUUAGAUUUGAGAAGGUGCUGGAGUCCGCCUUAGAAGGGGAGCAAUGGCGAAGUAUGCUUGAUCCAGCCACUGGCACCCCCGUACCUGGGAGGAUGGUGAGUUCUCUCGGUCGGGUGAGGCUUAAAAACGGCUUCACAUAUUAUGGCAGCCGGUUCCAAUCCGGCUAUUUUCAAACAAGCAUGCGUGAAAGGAAUGGCACAAGAAGAUGGCCUUUAGUCCAUCGCCUUGUGGCGGCUGCUUUCAUCGGGCCGUCGCCAACACCUGAACAGUGUAUUGUAAAUCACAAGGAUGGAAACAAGGGCAACAAUGCCGUUGAAAACCUAGAGUACACAACUCAAGCUGAAAAUGUAUCUCAUUAUUUUGCACGUGCUGGUGGCAAGUCAACAACACCCAAGUCAACAGCCAAACCUGUUUGGAGCAGAGCUUGUGGACGUGAAGAUGGAUGGGAGUGGCAUGCAUCGAUGAACAAAGCUGCAAAUGCACUUGGCUUAAACAGCAGUUCUGUCUCUGCUUGCGCCCGGGGACUGAUCAAGCAAGCUGGCGGUUAUGAAUUUUGGUUGGCAGACGUACCUGACAAUAAGCUGCUGCCCGGCGAAGAGUGGCGCCCAAUCGACUUCUCCCUACUGCAGAAGGAUAGGAAACUAAGAAGGAAGGCUGCUGGACUGGUGUAAUUCUCAGCAUUGAACAUCCCAUUAGCGAAAUGUUUUUUAACCAGUGGCAGCAGGGCCAGCCUGGAAAUUUUCAAGGGCCUCAUGUUGCAGAGUGCAGCUUGUCUUUGGGCCAGACCACGCUUGUCGUCAAGAGCAAAGCUUUGGAGCAAAGCAACUCCAACUCUACAACAGCGUAGGUCGCUGUACAGGCAGUUAACAAUGACCAACCUUGGCGAAAAA